Molecule: messenger RNA, 5231 nt
Organism: Acanthaster planci (crown-of-thorns starfish)
Lineage: Eukaryota; Metazoa; Echinodermata; Asteroidea; Valvatida; Acanthasteridae
Source: RefSeq, a predicted model, not a curated record
ACCACCCCUCGAAUGCACGGGCCCCUACCCCUGGCCCCGCCCCUGGCUCCACCCCAGUGGUUGGCCCCGCCCUGUCGACGCAGCGGACUAUGUACCCAGGCCCCACGCUGCCUCCACCCCCGCCACUGACAUCCAACAGCGGCAGCAGCGUAGUGCCGGGGAUCAGCAGCACUGGGCCGGGCCAGCCAGGACCCCCCCAGCCGCCACUGCCAUCGCAGCAGCAACCGCAGCAGCAACAGCAACCACCGCAUCAUCAGCAGGCCCAGUCAGCGCACGCAAGGGGCGAGCCAGGAUUCAGCUAUAAUCCUUCAAAUCCACAGCGCGAGAUCCUUCAGCAGGAGCUGAACAACCGUUUUCUGGCUUCCAAUGACCAAAGGAUGAACGUCGGUCCGCCGCCCUACAUGCGACAGGAGACCCACAUGCACCAGCACCAACACAUGCAUCAGCAUCAGCACACGCACCAGCAUUCCUUCUUGCCACCACCUGGGGGCGCUCUGGUACCCACACCCGCACCGCACAUGUUUGACAAUUAUUCUGAAAUAGAUCCGGGAUUUUUGCACCGCCAUCUUGGGAUUGGCUAUCCUCCUGGCAUGGCACCCAUUCUUCCACCCACCAGCAUGGCCAACAGCUUCGGAUCAGGAGCAUUCCAGCCCAAGCAAGUUCCAGCGCCAGAGAGUCGGUCAGUGUUGGAAGGGGCGUUACACUUCAAAGGAGGGGUGGAUCGACCCCCGGCACUGCCGCUGUCUAGGUUAUCUAUGAUGAAACCCGGCAAGUGGUGCGCUGCUCAUGUCAAUGUGGCAUGGCUGAUCUAUCAUCAACAGCAAAAGGCCAAGGCUGAUGCACAGAAGGAUCAGCUAGGCAAGGCUGAUCUGUUUGGCGGCCGGCCACCGAGUCAUCUGUUCUCUCCCCACAGGCCGCCAGAUUUGCCCAUGCAGCCCAAUCUCUUCCCUCAUGGUGCACCUGGAGGACCCCACAACCCCUUAGGAGCAAACCCCCACCAUGGACCCUUCCUCAACUCCUCUCCCGGCCAGUUUGGUCUACCGCCAGUAGCCCGACCCGGCAACUACACUCCCAGCUUUGGCUUUCCCUUGGGUACACCCGGUUCCAACCCGGCGCACCUGAGCAGCUUCUUGAAUGGUCGAGAGAUGCUGGGUGUUCCUCCUGGCCUGGUCAGCCCUCACCCUGCCUCCUGGAACCGGCUUCACCGUACCCCACCGGGCUUCCCUGCAGCAGGUCCCCCGCCCUGGGCCAAGCCUGAUACCGAGCGGGUGAAGGAAGGAUUCCACCUCGACUUGGAUCGGGAGCGGGCUAAGGAGGAAGAAAGGAAUCGAGAACGGGAACGAGAGAGAGAACGUGAAAAGGAACGGGAACGGGAAAGGGACAAGGAAAGAGAAAGGGAGCGGAGAGAGAAUGAAUCGAGACCAGGCAAGAAAGAGAGAAUCUCCCCUUUAUCACAUAGCUGGCCCAACGAUUUGGAGCAUCGCCGUGAGGAGCGAGAGUCCAGUAGAACUGUCCAGAACCAUGACAGAGGGCUGUCGCGGGAUGGCGACCACCACUCACGAGACCAUGACUCAAGGUUAGGGUCGGCCGAGCACAACAGGAGUCGGGAGUUUACCUCCAGAUCCCCAAUAAGGGACUCGCAUUACCGGCCCAGCAGUGACAACCUGCACGCCAGCAAGGCAGAGAGUGCAUUCAACAAUGUGCAUGGGUUGUUAGCCGGGAAAGAGGAGCGGAAGGAGACAGGAACCUCAGAGAAGGAACGAGCGUUACACAACUCGCAUACUUUGCAUCCAGCCAUGAGCAUGGCACCGGGGAUGUCUCUCUUUGAGCGGAGCCGCAUUGUGGGGCAAUUAGGACCCCAGCUGCACCCCAUGGAGAGGCCACCAGCACCAGGACUCUCCCCCUGGGACCCGUUUGGCCGGGGACUAGAAGCCCUGCAGCUGCAGCGUGAGCAGGGGCUCGUCCGGCCUGAUCCCCGGGAGUAUGAGCGUGACCGCAUGAUGCGGGCCACGCUCCAGCCCAUGGGUCCGCUGGUGGACCAUGAACGAUUCCGGGACCGGGAGCCACACGACUUUACGCGGGACAACCCCAUCGGCUUGGAUCCACUGCGCCGACUGGAGCAGGAACGCAUACAGCAUUACAUGGAAGAGCGGGAACGCAUGAUACGUGAUGAGGCCGAGCGUGCCCGAUUACUCCAAGGGGUGGACCCUGCCCUCUGUCUGCAACCGAGACACAUGGGCUUGAUGCCCCCCGUCUCAUCUGGACUAUUCCGAAAUGGAAUGAUGUAUCCAAACAGUGUUCACAGGAACGGUUCCCCGUCCACAGCCCCACAGCCUCCCCCACUGAUCCCAUCAACAAGUGUCGGUUUAAAUCCAGCUUGUCCACGAAGUCGGACAUCCUCUCCAAGCCUGGCGUUGCCUCCCAGUGCACGGAACUCAUCCCCAGCUGAGCCCUCUGCACCCAAAGACAAACAUUUGGAAAAGGAUGCUCAUUCAAGAUAGACGGACCCUGUCCAUUUUUCUAUUUGCCAUUUGGUUUCUUUUUAUAAGUGCAAAGGGUGAAAAACUGUCGAGUUUUUGAGAAUGCUGAAACAAACAUCUGUGCAUAAAAAAUGUGCUUGGAUGUCUGGCUAGAGCUUCAUUGCUUGAAUCUUUCAAGACUGACACAGCUGCUUGGAAAGAACCUUGGUCACAAAACUCUCAGAGAUUUGUCUCAGUCGUGCUCAUCUUCUUUCCAAUAUCUACUACUUUCAUUUGGUUGCUUUUAGUAAAUGUAGGUUUUUAUAGCAAACUUAAGGUAUAUAUCUGGUUGUUUAUACAUGAGGCAAGAAUUCCAUAUUUUUCAUGGCAGUUUUUGUUGCAGGAAGACUUUUUAACUUCAAUCUUUUUAAGAGAAUUAUUGUAACUUAAGCCUUCGGAUACACAUCAAUAUUUUUAGAAAUGUAUCCUUAAUGGUACAUCUGUACAAUCAAAUGAGUUAAAAUUUUUGUUUUUCUUGUUAAAUCUAUGACAUUGAGACUACUGGAUGAACGUCAGAACCAACCUCAACAUCGGGAGAGGAGCAUGCUAGAUCGUCAUUUUUUUUUUCUGUUUACAGUGAAACUGUUGAACAUUUUUGGGCUGAAAUGGAAAACACUGUAAAGUCUUAAGUUGAGCAUGGUGAUAAACAUCUGAAAUAUGGCCCUUGUGCAGAGAUCUGUUGAGAGGGUUUGCAUAUGGUGUCUGCUCAAUCUCGGGGUUUUUUUUUGUGUGUUUGACACAGAAGUCCCCUAAAAAAGCAAAGGACAGGUAUUGGUGUGUUUAAGUUUUUGUGGGUUUUUUUUUUGUUAACAGAAGGCUAGACCCAGUGGCUGUGGCUCCAACGGGACAUUGUAUGUGUGGCCAUCAAAGCCACUAGCUAUUGGCUAGAGUCACUUCCUAUGGAUGUGUUUUACUCCCGGCAGAAGCCAGGACCAAGGGUUUUCAAAGAUUUGUAUACUCCAUGCAUGCCUCCACCCUCUAGUGGCUAAAUGAACUCGCAGCCUCAACCAGGAGCAAGUUGAUGAAGAACCUCUCAUCAAUUGAAGUUGAUUUGUAACUUAGUGGCUUCCACCCGUGCACUAUUUGUGUAGUGCGAACAUCUCUGGUCAAACUAUGGUCCAACGUCGUCAUGGCUAGGCAAGAAUCCUUGUGCCCUGAUGUACACGGCGAUAUUCACAGCACUUGAAUUUAGUGAUGCAACCAACCUUUGGUAGAUCGGUCCCAAAUAGUCAACCUGACUGGGUAGCCAUCUUUGACAAGCGUGCAGUGGAUCAUGGGCCAUGUUUGUUUCAACACAUCUGGAUCACGAUCGGUGACCCAUUGGUGGUUUACAGACACCAAAACGCACCUAAUGGAUGGUGCAAACCAGUGUUAGGGAUCACUGAUCGCAAUCCAAAUCUGUGUGAAACAAACAGGCCCAUAAUCUGUAACUGUGUUUGGAUUUGUUUUCCCACAGUGAUCUAUAACAUAUCUCUUUUCCGAUGCCUGCAAGUCAUAACCCAACUUGAUAUGUUUUGAAGAAAAGGAAACACCUUUCGUGUCACGUGAUUUGUCACUAAUGAUGUCAUCAUGACAUAAUGCCAAUCAUUCUGUCAUUCUAGUAGAUUUCAGACUUGCACCCUGACUGACACACUGUAUCAUAGAUUCUUUUACUGAAAACACAAGGAUAAUGCUUCAGUGUUCAGCAAGACAAAUCUUGAUUUAAUGUUUGCUGAGAUAGAAAGAGAAUGUGGAACAGCACACAUGGUAUCCAAUUUGUAAUCGUCAGUUCUCAUUCCAAACUUUUCCUAUAUUUUGUUUGAGUAUCUGCCUUUAUUUAUACUUGCAGUUAGAUUACUUGAUACACAAUCCUCUCGUCACAAAAAUGAGCAACAUUGUUUCAGGUAAAUAGCAUGUGCUUGUACGCCGAAGCAAGUGACAAAAUUGUGUGCUUAUAUGUGAUUUCAGGUGCACAAUAAUAAUUGUAAAAUAUGUUGAAUUGAUUUCAGGUGAAUUCUCGUUUUGAAGGCAUUUUUUUUAUGAAUCUUUUUAAAGCAUUCUUUCAAAGUAUGAAAUAAUCUAAUCAAACUGCACUUUGGUUGUUUUGCCAUUUCUCCCCCCCGCUGGUAUGAUGCCAGCGUUUGUUCAAAAUGAGUAACUUUCAAGCAUUAUGGUGAACUGUACAGUUGUAUGAUAUUUCCACAUUGGAAGGAGGUGUAAGAUAUUUGCAUAUUGAAUUUGCAUAUUUAAUGUGAUUGGUUGAUUUAGAAUGGUGUCAUUUCAGCUGCUAAGAAAGUAGAUCAUGUGUUCUUGAUGUUAGAGAUUUAUUAGACUUGCUCAAGACAGCUGUCUCAGUAUGGUCCACAAACUGAACAAAUGUUCCAUAACAGAUUGUUGGAACACUCUUGAGCAGGUCAAGACCAAAGAAAUGAACAAUGUUGGGGACACUAUCAAACUUGGCUGACUAAAAAUGUCUUUGUUAUUGUUAGUAAAAAAAUUUAUCUCCUUUUGUACAAAAAUUAUCUGCCUUUUAGUGGCAGCCGUUUGUGUAUAAUAGAAAGGAACUUCUUUUUUUCUAGAUAGAUAAAAAGUUAUAUGUUAUUGUUGAAAAGAAUGUGACACCCACUCAAAAAAAAAAUCUUGUCAACUCAAUUUAUGAAUUAUUUUGUAGCUUUGGGUACCAUUCAUAUAGGUGCCAAGAACAAUAAAAUAUUGAAAAAAGUGAACUCCUAA